AUGGUUCCAACGAAUUCUUCGACUUGUGCACUCCCGGAGGCCGAAUUUUUCGCCGACAUCGCCCUGUCGCCGCUGGAGGCCGCAGAGGUGAAGAUCCAAUAUGCGCCAAGCUAUUCCCAAGAUGAUGGUCUGGUCCUACUCCACACCACGUGCCGUUUGCAUCUAAAGCGAGUAGCUGGUUGUUGCAUUCGCUGUUGGUUACACUUCCUGUUCUGCGCCGUUGUGUCUGACCCAGCUCAUAUUGACGUGUCUAAGCUGAACCAGGCCAAGGGAUUCAGUGCCAUCGAUGUAGCCAAGACGCUAGAAUUCAUGGGCACAUGGCCCAGUCUGAAACCCCGCAUCAUCAUCGAUACACUGACCGUCCUACAGUGGUUUAUAUACGACGCAGUCAAGGUCGCCCGGAAUAUACCCCGGACAUCACAAAAAUGCCAGAAUCGCUGAAAA
This is a messenger RNA of Aedes albopictus (Asian tiger mosquito), 444 nucleotides long. Its product is annotated as solute carrier family 25 member 3-like. Gene Ontology annotation, molecular function: phosphate transmembrane transporter activity. The record is from RefSeq and is a predicted model, not a curated record. The transcript is spliced from 3 exons. Gene Ontology annotation, biological process: mitochondrial phosphate ion transmembrane transport. NCBI's taxonomy places the organism in Eukaryota, Metazoa, Arthropoda, Insecta, Diptera, Culicidae. The coding region runs from base 1 to 441 and encodes 146 amino acids. Gene Ontology annotation, cellular component: mitochondrial inner membrane.